GUCCAGCAUCGUCGUCGUCCUUUCGUACCAAUCCGCGGCACCUUGGCAGAGAAUCGGCGUCUUCGCGACCACCAUCCAAACCACACCACCUAUCCAAUAACCUCACGCGUCCCGUCUCAAGUAUCUAUCCUCCUCCUCUUGAUACUCCUACUCCUACCCACCGCGCCGCGUCUUCCAGCCAACGCCAACAAGAUGAGCGCCCACGCCGCCAGUGAAUGGCAUUCGCACACAGCGAGCGCCAUCGUCGCGACCGCCGUCGUCGCAUGCGCCAUCGCGAUGGUUGUGCGCGCGGCUGUCGCGCCGUCGUCGUCGUCGUCGGCGCGGAAGUCUACGCUGGAACGCAGCAGCAGCGACAAUGACGAAGCGGAAGCUGGAAUGGCACGGAGACGGGAAAAGGAAAGGCUGAGGCAGCGGCAUCGACGGCGCGGUGGUGGUCCCGCCCGUGACGGCUCAGACGCAGACGCAGACGCAGACGCGUCGACAACGACGCACAACUACAACUACACUAGGCCGCACCUGAACGCGCUCCCGGCGCACAUCCUGCUCGCCAUCUUCAGCCACCUCGUCCCAACAGGCGACGGCGUCCUCCUCCGCGACCACCACGGCCACGGCGAUGACAGCGCCGGCGCCAAUGCCACGCGCACCCACCUCCGCUUCUGCACCCGCUUGCGCCUCGUCUCGAGGCGGUUUGCUGCGCUCGCUGCGCCGCUCGCGUGCUCUGUCUUCUCGGCGCGGAGCAACGACAACGUCAACAACGCCGCCGACGACGACGACGCUCGGCGCUACCGCGAGGCGCGCGCGCGCGAGCGCUUCGUCUCGGAGCUGGUGCGCUGGCCGGAGCGGGCGACGUGGGUGACGGAGGUGGACGCGGGGCCCGUGGGCGGGGUGCGGCAGUGCGCGGGGGCGGUGCUUGCGGCGGAGGAGCUGGCGGACGAGAUUGUUGGUGGGGAGGAGGAGGAGGAUGGGAGGAAGAGACGGGCAUGGCUGCGCGCGUUGCGGAAGGGGGGCGACGACGCCGAUUUAGCGCUUUUAGUGGCGCUGGCGCCCAAUUAACGGGUCUUGCGGCUAGAUAUGGGGAGUCGGGGGUUGUGGGCGUAUCCCUGGCUGCUGAAGCUCUGGCAGACGACGUGUCUGCGGCAGUGGUCGCGCGGUGGAGAUGCUCUGGCGCCG
Molecule: messenger RNA, 1170 nt
Organism: Aplosporella prunicola CBS 121167
Lineage: Eukaryota; Fungi; Ascomycota; Dothideomycetes; Botryosphaeriales; Aplosporellaceae
Exons: 1
Coding region: 193-1053 (286 amino acids)
Source: RefSeq, a predicted model, not a curated record